This is a messenger RNA of Saccharomyces paradoxus, 489 nucleotides long. It is a transcript of the gene GIM5, whose product is annotated as Gim5p. Gene Ontology annotation, biological process: regulation of DNA-templated transcription; protein folding. The coding region runs from base 1 to 489 and encodes 162 amino acids. The transcript is spliced from 2 exons. Lineage: Eukaryota; Fungi; Ascomycota; Saccharomycetes; Saccharomycetales; Saccharomycetaceae. The record is from RefSeq and is a predicted model, not a curated record. Gene Ontology annotation, cellular component: cytoplasm; prefoldin complex.
AUGUCCUCCCAAAAGAUCGAUUUAACUAAAUUGAAUCCCGAGCAGCUGAAUGCUGUAAAACAACAAUUCGAUCAAGAAUUGCAGCACUUCACACAGUCUUUGCAAGCAUUGACUAUGGCCAAGGGCAAGUUCACAGAAUGUAUUGACGAUAUUAAAACGGUAUGCCAAGCAGGAAAUGAGGGGCAAAACCUACUGGUUCCAGCAUCUGCAUCGUUGUACAUCCCAGGUAAGAUUGUAGACAAUAAGAAAUUCAUGGUAGACAUUGGUACAGGAUAUUACGUCGAGAAGAGUGCCGAAGCAGCAAUCUCAUUUUACCAAAAGAAAGUGGACAAGCUUAACAAAGAAUCUGUACAGAUCCAAGAUAUUAUAAAGGAAAAGACCCAGUAUUCAUUGUCGAUCGAGGCUCAAAUAAGACAGGCCGCUAUUAGACAGCAUGAAGCGAUGAGCAAACAGCAACAGCAGCAAAAAAAUGAGGCUUCUACAACGUAG